This is a messenger RNA of Diaporthe amygdali, 1032 nucleotides long. RefSeq lists its product as uncharacterized. The record is from RefSeq and is a predicted model, not a curated record. Gene Ontology annotation, molecular function: oxidoreductase activity, acting on the CH-OH group of donors, NAD or NADP as acceptor. The transcript is spliced from 5 exons. NCBI's taxonomy places the organism in Eukaryota, Fungi, Ascomycota, Sordariomycetes, Diaporthales, Diaporthaceae. The coding region runs from base 1 to 1032 and encodes 343 amino acids.
AUGGCCGGCACUUCCAAGGAAAGGGUCCUUCUGACCGGCGGGAGUGGGUUCAUCGCAUCUCACGUCCUCGAUACACUGCUUGCGCAUAGGUUUUCUGUGGUUGUGACAGCAAGGUCGCCCGAGAAAGGUCAAGCCAUCGUUGAGUCGGUCGAGGAGUCCCUGCGGCCUGACGUCUCUUUCGCUUUGGUCGAAGACGUUGCUCAAGACGGGGCCUUUGAUCAUGUUCUUCAAUCCAGCCUAGGCUUCGACUAUGUCAUCCAUACUGCUUCACCUUACAGCUUCAAGGUUGAUGACCCAGUGAAGGACUUUCUCGAUCCCGCCAUCAAAGGCACCACCGGCAUUCUCAAGUCGAUCAAGGCGUAUGCCCCGUCAGUCAAGCGGGUGGUCAUCACCUCGUCUUCAGCUGCCAUCCAAAACCCGCUGAAGCAUGAGAAGGUGUACGACGAGAGCAAAUGGGCGCCAUUUACCUGGGAGGACGUCCUGGCCAAACCUCAGUUCGGCUAUCCAGGGAGCAAGAAACUAGCCGAAAAAGCCGCGUGGGAGUUCGUCGCCAAGGAGAAACCGCCCUUCGACGUCGCCACAAUCUGCAACACAUACACCUUCGGCCCCGUCCAGCGGCAGCUCCCCAGCCUGGACGCCAUGAACACCUCCAACCUGCGCAUCCGCGACCUGGUCCUCGGCAGGAUGCGCGACGGCCUCGAGCCCACCUUCCCAGUCUUCACGUGGGUCGACGUGCGGGAUGUGGCGCUUGCACAUGUCCGCGCUGUGAUGAGGCCCGCGGCGGGAGGGCAGCGGUUCUAUAUUGUGGGCGGGUAUUUCUCCAACAAGAAACUCGCGGAGAUUAUCAGGCACAGCCAUCCUGAGCUGGCUGGGCGGCUCCCGUCUGAAGGGGCGGAGGAUGAUUUCCCCAGCGAUGUGUAUGGGUUUGAUAAUUCGCGGUCAAGGGAGGUGUUGGGGCUGGAGUAUCGGACUUUGGAGAAUAGUGUGAAGGAUACGGUUGAGUCUAUAUUGGAGUGGCAGACUAGGCACUGA